Messenger RNA from Otolemur garnettii (small-eared galago), 2133 nucleotides. RefSeq names its product sequestosome 1 (gene SQSTM1). Gene Ontology annotation, biological process: aggrephagy; mitophagy; endosome organization. Bases 89 to 1411 code for a protein of 440 amino acids. Gene Ontology annotation, molecular function: zinc ion binding; K63-linked polyubiquitin modification-dependent protein binding; protein kinase C binding. The record is from RefSeq and is a predicted model, not a curated record. NCBI's taxonomy places the organism in Eukaryota, Metazoa, Chordata, Mammalia, Primates, Galagidae. Gene Ontology annotation, cellular component: amphisome; aggresome. The transcript has 8 exons.
GGCCGGGGCGGGGCUUCCGCAUUCUCAACAAAAGUCGCGCGCCGGGGACCCGGGCGAUGCGGGCGGUGCUGCUCCCUAACCGGCGGCUAUGGCGUCGUUCACCGUGAAGGCCUACCUUCUGGGCAAGGAAGACGCGGCGCGCGAGAUCCGCCGCUUCAGCUUCUGCUUCAGCCCAGAGCCUGAGGCAGAAGCCGAGGCCGCAGGUGGCCCCGGGCCUUGCCAGCGUCUACUGAGUCGGGUGGCCGCCCUGUUCCCCGCGCUGCGGCCUGGCGGCUUUCAGGCGCACUACCGCGAUGAGGACGGAGACUUGGUUGCCUUUUCCAGUGAUGAAGAACUGACAAUGGCCAUGUCCUACGUGAAGGAUGACAUCUUUCGAAUCUAUAUUAAAGAGAAGAAGGAGUGCCGGCGGGACCACCGUUCCCCAUGUGCUCAGGAGGCACCCCGCAACAUGGUGCACCCCAAUGUAAUCUGCGAUGGUUGCAAUGGGCCUGUGGUGGGAACACGCUACAAGUGCAGUGUCUGCCCAAACUAUGACCUGUGUGGUGUCUGUGAGGGGAAGGGCCUACACAGGGGGCACAGCAAGCUCGUGUUCCCCAGUCCCUCUGGGUACCUCUCCGAGGCCUUCUCUCAUAGCCGCUGGCUCCGGAAGCUGAAACAUGGGCACUUUGGGUGGCCAGGCUGGGAAAUGGGCCCACCAGGGAACUGGAGCCCGCGUCCUCCUCGAGCAGGGGAUGCCCACUCCAGCCCCACAGCAGAAUCAGCUUCCGGUCCAUCAGAGGAUCCCAGUGUGAAUUUCCUGAAGAAUGUGGGGGAGAGUGUGGCAGCUGCCCUCAGCCCUCUGGGCAUCGAAGUUGAUAUUGACGUGGAACAUGGAGGGAAAAGAAGCCGCCUGAUGCCUGUUUCUACCGAGAGUUCCAGCACAGAAGAGAAGAGUAGCUCUCAGCCAAGCAGCUGCUCUUCUGACCCUAGCAAGCCAGAAGGGAACAUCGAAGGCACCGAGCAGUCUCUGACAGAGCAAAUGAAAAAGAUCACCCUGGAGUCUGUGGGGCAGCCAGAGGAACAGAUGGAAUCUGAUAACUGUUCCGGAGGAGAUGAUGACUGGACCCAUUUGUCUUCAAAAGAAGUGGACCCAUCGACAGGUGAACUCCAGUCUCUACAGAUGCCAGACUCUGAAGGGCCAAGCUCUUUGGACCCUUCUCAGGAAGGACCCACAGGGCUGAAGGAAGCUGCGCUGUACCCACAUCUUCCACCAGAGGCUGACCCAAGGCUGAUCGAGUCCCUGUCCCAGAUGCUGUCGAUGGGAUUCUCUGAUGAAGGCGGCUGGCUCACCAGGCUUCUCCAGACCAAGAAUUAUGACAUCGGGGCUGCUCUGGACACCAUCCAGUAUUCAAAGCACCCACCGCCAUUGUGACCACCUCUGCCCACCUCUCUGUGUCCUCCUCUUUUUGUCUCAUAGUUGUGUUGAGCUAGUGUAGGAUGCAGGCCUCUCUGCACAAGCCAGUUUCUCUGCCUUUUUCUUGUAGAAUUGGGGGGGGGGGUGCAUGAAGCCAUUCUGGUAGCAGAACAAGUGACAGGAGGGGAGAGUCAAGAGUGUGUGCUGAUAUCUGAGAAACUAGCCCGGUCUCCCUAAGGGCCCUGGCUCCUUGCAGCUUCCCAGGGCAGCAUGGGCCCUGGCCCUCAUCCUUGCAAGAGGCUACUGAGGCUCACUAUAGUGUGUUCUGGCCUCUCCUCUGCUGGGGUCACACCAGCAGCACAGAAUAAGUCUUGCUUAAUGCCUUUCUGAUUUUUUUUUUUUUUUAAAUAACUAAUAGUACUUUGACAGUUGAUUUUCUGCUAGGAACCUGAAAUAUUCUGAUUUUAGAUAAGGUACAGGUAAUGAGCUGUCAGGGAGCCUAGAGAACUGGGACAAUGGGGGCAGCCAGCACUAUGGGCUCGUCACUGGGAACCAGGAAGGGCUCAUGAAGGGAGGUUGGCAGUGUGACAUUUACCAAGGGCUGUCCCUUCUCUCCUAAUCACUGUAGUUCAGUUCUCAUUUCUAAACAAGUUCAGCAGCUUUUAAUGUGAGAAGAUGCCUUUGUGGCCAUCCUGUUAUAUUUGUAAACAAUCUAUAAUUAAAUGUAUCAGCACUUUAAA